AUGCCCAACGAAGGUUUAGUGGUACCCUUCCUGGGUGCGCUACAAGCCUGUGUUUCCGUCCUAUUGACAAUGUGCUAUGGUUUUGCUGCUCGUCGGCUCCAGUUGAUUCACGAGACGACAAUCAAUGACAUGUUGGGAUUAGGCGUGAAACUCCUCCUACCAGCCCUAUUAAUCGUGCAUUUGGGCGAGGAGCUUCGCCUCGAGACGGCGACGAACUAUAUUCCAGUCAUAAUCUGGUCGAUCUUCUACACAUCAGCGUCGAUUGGCCUUGUGCAUUUCUUAUCGCGUCUUCUCAGCCUGCCUCAAUGGGUAACACCGGCUUGCACGUUCAACAACACCACAUCUCUACCCUUGUUACUACUCCACUCCCUCCAGAGCGUAGGAAGUCUGAAAUUGAUCCUACGAAAUGGCGAAACCGCCUCAUCAGCAGUCGACCGUGCUCAGAGUUACUUCCUUGUCUGCGGCGUGAUCAGCAAGACUAUCGCGUAUAUCGUUGGACCGAAGAUGUUAUAUGAUCGCGGAGAUAACCUCAGUAGCCCAGAGGAGCGAGAUCGCACCGCAAGCAUUCUAGCAGAGGACGAACAACUCACCGAAGAAACUUCACUACUCCCGCAACGCGCUCAGCAAGCCCGAACAUCAGCCGGGAACCUAAUCCGGCGACCGAUGCACUGGCUCGGCUCAUUAUUCCCCCGCCGAGUCAAGCAGGAACUCCUCGCGCCCUUCGAAUCCCCAUUCGCCGACGUGGCAAUAAUCUGCACGAUUCUCGGUACGGUGCUGGGACUAGUCCCUUCGUUGCACCGAGCAUUUUUCUUUGACGAGGAAGAUGGUGGGGUAUUUAAUGCGUGGUUGACUGCAAGCAUCCGCAACAUUGGCGAGCUGUUUACGACGCUGCAAAUCUUCAUGGUUGGCUGUAAGCUUGGAAUCACUUUCGAGCGAAUGGUCGCAGAAGGGAAUUCGGCCCGGAUUCCAGUCAAGGCUAUCACGACUAUCUUUAUCGUUCGUUUGGUGGCCUGGCCGGCGUUGAGUGUUUCACUCAUCUAUGGCCUAGCUAAGAGAACUCAUCUGCUUGGUGACGAUCCGAUGCUCUGGUUUAGUAUGAUGCUGAUGCCUGCUGGUCCACCAGCACUGGUGAUUUCUGGGUUAGCAGAACUGGCACAGGCGUCUGAGAUGGAAAAGAUGGUUAUUGCAAAAACGUUGACGAUCAUGUAUGCGUUGUCGCCCUUUGUAUGUUUUAGCAUUACGGGGGCGCUUAAAGCUUCCGAAGCAGUAUUGAAAGAUAAACGAUGA
Messenger RNA from Penicillium griseofulvum, 1287 nucleotides. Its product is annotated as Auxin Efflux Carrier superfamily. Gene Ontology annotation, cellular component: membrane; endoplasmic reticulum. Gene Ontology annotation, biological process: transmembrane transport. The record is from RefSeq and is a predicted model, not a curated record. The transcript has 3 exons. NCBI's taxonomy places the organism in Eukaryota, Fungi, Ascomycota, Eurotiomycetes, Eurotiales, Aspergillaceae. Bases 1 to 1287 code for a protein of 428 amino acids.